Boleophthalmus pectinirostris (great blue-spotted mudskipper) is the source of this 1938-nucleotide messenger RNA. Its product is annotated as phosphoribosyl pyrophosphate synthase-associated protein 1-like. Lineage: Eukaryota; Metazoa; Chordata; Actinopteri; Gobiiformes; Gobiidae. Gene Ontology annotation, biological process: purine nucleotide biosynthetic process; 5-phosphoribose 1-diphosphate biosynthetic process. The coding region runs from base 456 to 1643 and encodes 395 amino acids. Gene Ontology annotation, molecular function: magnesium ion binding; ribose phosphate diphosphokinase activity. The transcript has 11 exons. Gene Ontology annotation, cellular component: ribose phosphate diphosphokinase complex; cytoplasm. The record is from RefSeq and is a predicted model, not a curated record.
CCAUCCAAUGAGCGCGUGGUCGCGUUGCUCUGCUGCUAUUGCUGUGCUACAAAGUUCACAGUUGGCCCGUCUGAAUGUAAUUCUCUAAAGUUAUUCUCUUUCAAGUCUGAUUUUUAACCUGCUCGCAUCAUCAAAGCCUCACGCGCGGACUGGGGACUGGAGAUAAACCCGCAGGAAACUAAACCUUGGAAAUGUUGUCGAAAGUACGCUGGUCUUUUUCCGUUCCCCGAUGUAGUUGUGAAUUUUUGGCAUAAUUUCAAGAAGAGCGUCUUUGUUUUCUCUACUGGACUUGUCUCCGAUUGCUUUGUGCUUUUGAUCCAUCGCCUUGGAAUUUCUUUUUUACUUUCUCAAACUAGCAGGCGUAUAUAAUCUUACUUAUUUAACUGGAAUAUCAGUAGAAAUAUCCGGACAACUGUAACUAAACGUUACAUUUCUUGCUCUUCUUAUUGAGCAACAUGCCCAUUAGGCGUUUUGGGGGUCACAAGUCUUUGGUUUCUCAUUCUCCUAAACUGUCUUAUGGUUACACCAAAAUGAAUAUUUCAAAGAGUGGCUACCGCGUGUUUUCUGCCAACUCCACCACCGCGUGCACUGAACUGGCCAAGAGGAUCACAGAGCGGUUAGGUGUUGAGCUGGGCAAGUCUGUCGUAUACCAAGAGGCAAACAGAGAGACUCGAGUAGAUGUGAAAGAGUCCGUCCGGGGGCAAGACAUUUUCAUCAUUCAAACUAUUCCAAGGGAUGUAAACACUGCUAUAAUGGAGCUGCUCAUCAUGGCAUAUGCCCUGAAGACAUCCUGUGCCAAGAACAUUAUUGGAGUUAUUCCUUACUUUCCAUACAGCAAACAGUGCAAAAUGAGAAAGAGAGGCUCCAUUGUUUGUAAACUACUGGCUUCGAUGUUGGCUAAAGCUGGUCUGACUCACAUCAUUACCAUGGACCUUCAUCAAAAGGAAGUUCAAGGCUUCUUCAGCUUUCCUGUGGAUAACCUGAGAGCAUCACCGUUUCUCAUUCAGUAUAUCCAGGAAGAGAUCCCUGAUUAUAGGAAUGCAAUUAUUGUUGCCAAGUCCCCUUCCUCCGCCAAAAGAGCUCAGUCGUACGCAGAGAGACUGAGACUUGGCUUGGCAGUGAUGCAUGGAGAGGCCCAUCACUCAGAGCUAGACAUGGCUGACGGCCGCCAGUCCCCCCCCCUCUCCCGCACCAGCACAGGGCACACUGGCCUCGAACUGCCUGGCAUCAGACAUCAGAUCCCUUUCCCUGGGAUAGAGCUCCCAAUUAUGAUGGCAAAGGAGAAACCACCAAUCACUGUUGUUGGAGAUGUUGGAGGCCGGAUUGCUAUUAUUAUUGAUGACAUUAUAGACGAUGUGGAGGACUUUGUAGCAGCAGCUGAGAUCCUUAAGGAGCGAGGAGCCUAUAAGAUUUACAUUAUGGCAACACACGGGCUGCUGUCUGCGGAGGCUCCCAGACUCAUAGAGGAGUCUGCCAUAGAUGAGGUUGUGGUGACCAACACUGUUCCUCAUGAGAUACAGAAGCUGCAGUGUCCCAAAAUCAAAACUGUGGAUGUGAGCAUGAUCCUGGCAGAGGCCAUUCGCCGCACCCACAAUGGAGAGUCUAUGGCCUAUCUGUUCCGAAACAUCGCUGUGGAUGACUGAGGCAAUGCAUGCUCUGAUAUUCCUCUGUUUACACUGCAUGACCAAAGACACAAGGACCAACCACACAGCUCCUGUAUGUUUAUGUGAACACAAAGCCAUGUUUCAAGCAUUUAAUCUUUGACCUGAAAUCCAACUUGUUUCCUGUUAAAAUAGAAUGGUGAAAGAGCACUCACAAAAAUUAUCCUUUGUACUAGUAAUUCUAAAACAAUUUAACUUUUUCCCACAGUAUUCUGAUUUGUCAUAAUAGCACCUGUAUUCAUUAAACUACUACUGUUUGCCCUUUAUUGCAUAGAAA